This is a messenger RNA of Entrophospora sp. SA101, 840 nucleotides long. Lineage: Eukaryota; Fungi; Glomeromycota; Glomeromycetes; Entrophosporales; Entrophosporaceae. The record is from the annotation of a GenBank genome assembly.
AUGAGUGACAAUUUUAAUCACGGAAUUAAAAAUAAACUUGCUGCGUUAUAUCAACAAGCUUUUCAACUAGCCAAACAAGCCGUCGAAGAAGAUCAUAAUGGAAAUAAAGAAAUAGCGAGGAAUUCUUAUUUAGAAGUGUUAAAGAUUUUUGAUUCAAUAAUAAAAAUUGAAUUAGAUCAAGAUGCGAAAAAGAUUUUAUCUAAAUAUCAAGAAUAUAGCACGCGUAUCAAACAAAUUGAUGCCGAAAUAAUUAGCCAAUUAUCAGAUCAAGCACAGUCAAUAUUAGACCUGGCCGUAAUAGAAGAUGAAAAAAAGAAUUAUCAAGAGGCAUUGGACUUAUACUUUGAGGCAGUACAAUUACUUUUAGAUAUUCGUCGAAAGAGUAAAGAUCAAGAAUCAAAAUCAGAAUUAUCUAAUAAAAUAAAUUAUUUAUUAAAAAGAGCAGAAGAUUUAAAAGGAUUACCAAAAAAAACUAUGGCAUUACUAAAUAAUCCAGGAAAAGGAAGAUUAUCAUUUUAUUCACCUGGAUCAGGAUUAAAAAAAGAAGAAAUUGAAAUUUUGAAAAAUAAUUCAGUAAUAAAUGCAGUGUUUGGUGAAUGGAAGCGUCCUUCAGAGAUAAUGAAACAACCUAGAAUGAUUGUAACAAUUUCAAGUGAAACAAUUAAACAAGAUAUGGUUGAUGAUUGUUCAUUUGUUGCAUCUCUAUGUGUUAGUGCUGAAUAUGAAAGAAGAUUUCAGAAACAGGUGGUUACUGGUUGUAUUUAUCCUCAAGAUGAUAAAGGUCAACCAAUUUAUAAUCCUAGUGGGAAAUAUGCAAUUAAACUAAUAAUACUUACUAGU